Centruroides sculpturatus (bark scorpion) is the source of this 1624-nucleotide messenger RNA. Its product is annotated as multidrug resistance-associated protein 4-like. Gene Ontology annotation, biological process: transmembrane transport. Gene Ontology annotation, molecular function: ATPase-coupled transmembrane transporter activity; ATP binding; ATP hydrolysis activity. Gene Ontology annotation, cellular component: membrane. The transcript is spliced from 8 exons. The record is from RefSeq and is a predicted model, not a curated record. Bases 49 to 1194 code for a protein of 381 amino acids. Lineage: Eukaryota; Metazoa; Arthropoda; Arachnida; Scorpiones; Buthidae.
GGACUUACAACCAUUAGGGCUUUCCAUGCAGAAAGUAAAUUUAAAUCUAUGUUUAAUAACUAUCUGGAUAAGCAUACUGCAGCAUGGUUUUUCUUCGUGGGUUUAAGUCGAUGGAUGACCUUAUACGGUCAAAUUGUUUGUUUUAUAAAUCUAAUUAUCACUGUUAUUAUUUUCCAUAUUUCAAUUAAUGCAGAUGAUGCAGGAAGCCAAAUUGGACUUAUUAUCAAUUAUGGUUUAAUACUGAUUCUUCAUUUUCAAAACCUCGUUAGAUUCGUAUCUGAUGUGGAAUUUCAGAUGAACUCUGUUAAACGCAUACUGAACUAUAGCAAGUUAAAAUCGGAAGCCUCGUACGAAAGUUUGCCUAAUAAACGACCACCCUCAGACUGGCCACAAAGAGGAGAAAUUCAUUUCGAUAAUGUUUCUUUACAAUACUCCAAGGAUAAAAAUAUUGUUUUAAAAAACAUAACAUUUCGUGUUCGCUCGGGAGAAAAGAUAGGAAUUGUUGGGAGAACAGGAGCAGGAAAGAGUUCAUUAAUUGCUUCGUUAUUUCGCAUGACGGAGCCAACGGGAACAAUAACCAUCGAUGGAGUUGACACUAAGGAAAUCGGUCUUCGUGAUCUACGUAGUAAAAUAUCUAUUAUUCCUCAAGAUCCGAUGUUAUUUACCGGUCCUCUUCGAAGAAAUAUCGAUCCAUUCAAUGAAUAUUCAGAAGAAAUGCUGUGGCAAGCCAUAGAACAGGUACAAUUAAAAGAAGUUAUCAAUAAAUUGCCCGGAGGAUUGGAUACACAUUUAUCAGAAGGAGGGCGAAAUUUCAGCGUGGGAGAAAGACAGUUAAUUUGUCUCGCCAGAACGAUUCUUCGUAAGAAUAAAAUUCUUGUCAUGGACGAAGCAACGUCCAAUAUCGAUAAAAGUACCGAUUCCCGUAUACAAAAAAUAAUUCGAGAGAAAUUCAAAUCAUGUACAGUGCUGACCAUUGCCCAUAGAUUAAAUACAGUCAUCGAUUCUGAUAGAGUUUUGGUUCUAGACACAGGGAAACUACAAGAAUUCGACUCGCCCUAUGCAUUACUGAAGAACGUAAAUGGUACAUUUUAUAAUUUGGUAAAGAACACGGGAGUAGCUUCAAUGAAUGAGUUAUACAAAAUUGCCAAAAAUAGAUAUUAUGUUAAAGAAAGUAUGGAAAGAACAAAAUUAUAAAAAGUAGAUCCUCUUCGAUAUAAAUCAAUCUUUACUAGAUUUGUGUUAAUUUUUUUUUAAUUCUGUUUUUAGAAAUAUUUCUCUAUACUGCUAUUUCUCAUCAAUAGGGCAUAAAUUGUUAAUAUCUAAAUAUUUAAUAGUACUUGUAACCUCUGUUAAUUUUAUACCGGAUGUAUUAAUCAUGACAACUAACUACAUAUACAUGACAUAAUUGUUUAUUAUGUAAUUAAUGUCCAUCGUAAUAAUGCAAGCUAUUUGUUAUUUUAAUUUACUUGGCACGAGAUCGCUCCAAUAAUUGCGGCUAUUACUCCAGGCGUCUCCAGACAACCAAUGAUAGAAGAUGAAGCCCUCGACCAAUAACAGCAUACUAAAUAGUUUGGUAUUACUAGUUGAUUUGUUUUUCUAUAUACAGGUGCUUCUACUCUGUUUC